GGCGGCUUUCCGACGGCGGUGCUGCCGACCCGUAUUUUUUGAAUAUAUGGCGAUGAUACCGGCGGCAAAGUCACCGCCGGUGAUCACCGGCGGCAACGCGGCCGGUAAAUAUUAAGGCCGCCGGGAAUUUUAUUUUUUAAUUUUUUUUUAUUAUAUUUAGCAGAUAGCGGCGGCAGCUGCCGCCGGUGAUUAGCGGCGGUAAUUUGCCGCCGGUAAAAAUAGUGCGGGUCGGGCUUUAGCGGCGGUAAUGGGCCGCCGCUAAUUUUAAAGCCCAAAAUCGUGCCCUAACCCUCUCUCCUCCAGAACAGAUCCCUCCCCCCUCUCGCGCCUCCAGCCCCCCUGCCCCCCCCCACCCUGCCCUGCCGCUGCCCUGCCCUGCUGCCGCCGCCUGUCGCCGUCGCCGGUCGCCGCCGUCGCCUCCGUCAAGGCCAAUCCUGCCGUCUCACCGCUCCUGCCACCGCACGGUUCCGCCGUCAACUCCUACGAAUUUGCAAGAAUGAGUGAUAAUCGAUCGUGGAUGUACGCGAGAUACAAUGAUCGUGCUGCAUUUGAAACGGGACUUGAGAGUUUCCUCGAGUUUGCGAUAAAUCAAACAGCGUAUACAGAUGGAAUUGGUAACAUUAGGUGCCCGUGUAGGAAGUGUAAGAAUAAAGUCUUUGCAUCUGUACCUACAGUCAGAGAACAUGUUACUAGGCGUGGAUUUGUCCACAAUUACACGAACUGGUGUUAUCAAGGGGAAGCACCAGUGUAUAUGCCAGCAGAACAUACUAUAAUGGAUGAGGAUGAUGGGUCAUACAGUAAUUACCAAAGGAUGGUGCAUGAUCAUGCUGGACCUAGUAAUUAUCAAGAUCCUCCAAAUCUUGAGGAGCCGCCUAAUCCUGACGCUCAACAAAUUUAUGACAUGUUGAACGCAGCCGAUAGUCCUCUAUACCCAGACUGUGAUACUUACUCACAGUUAUCCUGGAUGACACAGAUGAUGAGCAUAAAGGUUGAAAAUCACAUGUCAGAGAGAUGUUUUAAUCAGAUAUCUGAGAUGGUUCAAAAGGCUUUACCGAAGGAUAACAACUGCCCUGACAGCUUUUACAGUACGAAGAGAAAUCUGCGCGGGUUGGGUUUGCCAGUAGAGAAGAUUGAUUGUUGCGUUAAUAACUGCAUGUUGUAUUGGGGGGACGACAGUGAGCUAGAGAGUUGUAAUUUUUGUGGUGCAUCACGAUAUAAGGAGAACUUGCGUGCAUCUGGAAGCCGCCGAAAGAAACGUGUGGCCGCCAAACAGAUGCACUAUUUUCCUUUGACGCCCCGACUGCAAAGGUUGUUUGCAUCUGCGGCAACAGCCGAAAAUAUGCGAUGGCAUGCGACUUCAAUAGAAGAUGGGAUCAUGCGCCACCCAGCAGACUCUCCGGCAUGGAAACACUUGAAUUCAGUAUAUCCUGGAUUCACCGAGGAGAUAAGAAAUGUGAGAUUAGGCCUUUCUACAGAUGGUUUUGCCCCAUUUGCACAAUCAGGGCGUCAAUAUUCUUCUUGGCCGGUCAUUGUCACACCGUAUAACUUGCCUCCGUGGUUGUGCAUGAAAGAACAAUUCAUGUUCCUCACUGUCCUCGUGCCUGGGCCAUCUAACCCAAAGAUGAAGUUGGAUGUUUUCUUACAGCCACUGAUACAUGAGUUGAAAUAUUUGUGGGAGGUUGGUGUGAACACUUAUGACAUAUCGUUGCAGCAAAAUUUUCAGAUGCGGGCAGCUCUAAUAUGGACUAUUAGUGAUUUUCCAGCGUACGCUAUGUUGUCUGGGUGGGGUACAGCUGGGAAAUUGGCAUGUCCACACUGUAUGGAGAAUACAGACGCAUUUACACUAACGAAGAGUGGUAAACAAUCGUGGUUUGACAAUCAUCGGAAGUUCUUACUUCUAUUGAUACAUACUUCAAAUCAACCGUUUCAAGAAGAGGUUGUUACUAUUACAUCUACCAACAGUACUGUGGACAUUGACCCACCAAUUCUUAGCGCUGCUGCAUCUGGGUCUAGAAGGCCCAAAGGCAAAUCAGUGGCGCAGAUUAGGGCUGAGUGUGUUAGGCGCGACGGGAGGAUCCUCUUUCAGAGGAAUACUGUUGGUAAGUUGAUCGAGCCCCCGGGGAUCUCCACCUGCUGCACGAACUCGUUUAAGAGGAUUCCGAACCCAGGCGGGUACACGUGGAAGUUAACUCCGCCAACGGUGCAGGAGUUGUAUUUUGAGGAAUUCAAGAAAGAGUUUACUUGGGACCCUGAGGAUGAGGCUGAUGUGAAAAAAAUGUGGUUAGAAAAGGCCCGCAAAAGGUACAGUGACAACAUGAGCGAGUAUAAGAGACUGCUCAAGCAGAAGACCGAGGCAGGGGAGAUGAUGGAGACACCGCUGGGCAUGUCCGACACCUUUUGGACGGGACUCAAGGCAUACUGGGAUCAAGAUGAGGUUAAGGCCGUUUCUAGGCGCGCACGUGAGAACCGAUACUCUGAGCCAGAUGGAGUUGGUACAGGGAUCAGUCGGCACGUUGGAGGGUCUCAGUCGAGUCGUAUUCUGCAGCAGAGUCUGCUCGUGGAUGGUGAAGUCCCCCCAACUGCAUCUAACUACAGCACUUUCCUCCGCCUACACAUGUACGCAGAUGGAACUUUUGUGUCAGAAAAGGAUGCCAACCUUGAUGCGGAGAUUCAUCGUGUUGCUGCUGAGACAGGACGAGAGGACCGACUCGAUGAGGUCUACUUGGAGCUCGUACGUCCCGGUAGGUCACGACUGUACGGCACUGGAAGUGCUGGUGUGAGCCAGUUCAGUAGGGGGUCUACCAACAGUACAUGCUCUUCCCAGAUGUCUCAGCGGAUGUAUGAGACUCGGAUCUCCACACUGGAGGAGCGUCUCCAAAAUGCUGAGGAGGAUAGGGCGGCCCAGGAAGCAGCACGUGAGGCCGAACAAGCAGCACGUGAGGCCCUUGAGCAGCGGAUGAGUCAGUUAGAGGAGAUACUGAGGCGGUCGGGUCAGCUACCUUGAGCAUGAUCACUUCUAUGUAUCUAUAUCAUGUUGAACUUUUUUUUUAUGUUAUGUUUCUGAAUAAACACAAUUACACUUGAACUUUGUUUAACAUUUGUGUUUUGUUGAACAAUUUAAUUGUUUUA
This is a messenger RNA of Salvia miltiorrhiza (redroot sage), 3129 nucleotides long. RefSeq lists its product as uncharacterized. The record is from RefSeq and is a predicted model, not a curated record. Lineage: Eukaryota; Viridiplantae; Streptophyta; Magnoliopsida; Lamiales; Lamiaceae. The transcript is spliced from 9 exons. Bases 497 to 3004 code for a protein of 835 amino acids.